Molecule: messenger RNA, 1634 nt
Organism: Pocillopora damicornis (cauliflower coral)
Lineage: Eukaryota; Metazoa; Cnidaria; Anthozoa; Scleractinia; Pocilloporidae
Product: CUB domain-containing protein 2
Source: RefSeq, a predicted model, not a curated record
UGAGCGUGCAACUGCACCAGUCACGCAAUUGUGUUCUGGUGAUGCCUCAGUUCAUUCGCGUAAGGUAAGAAACAAGAAACUGGAUUCUCGUCACAAAGGUUUUAUAGAGAUGUCAUGGUGAUUACGUAUCCAUUAUGAUUUGGUUUUUUGCAUCUAUUAUCAUUGUUGCACAGUCCAAGAAUCUACUUGCCUUCGACUGCUCCAGCAAUGCUCAGGUGCCGUAUGACGGAGAUCGGAUUAUACAAGCUAGUGCUGCCUACACUUGCUCAUGGGUGAUCACAGUGCCUGAAAACUAUACUGUUAAACUCACUAUAUCAAAGAAUAACAUCGCUUCUGUUGGUAACACAAACUGUGUUAAUGACUAUGUACAGAUUCGAGAUGGUGGGAGUAACACGAGCACCUUGUUGAAGAAAAUGUGCAGCUCAAACCCAGGUCCUUCUGUGUUCCGUUCAAUUGGAAGUCAAAUGUGGGUGGAAUACAGUUCAACUCAAGCAAGCAAUUCCUUCCAAGCUUCCUUUAAGAAGCUUCUUGAUCCAUCUUUUUGCCCCGGAAAUAUCAAUUCCAAUGGAACCUCAGGAUCCAUUACCAGCCCAUUUUACCCAUUGAACUACCCGAGUGACAUGGAGUGCACGUGGAAUUUAACAGGACCAGCCGGAUCGCGGCUCACUCUCGUAUUUUACCGGAUAUGCCUCGGUAUCUGCCCGCCCAGCGCUUCGUCGUCCACGCCAUGCGCGGACGGUCUAUGUAGUAGUUUAGAUAUUGGUGAAGUCACAGUAGGCGAUCAGCAUCUUUGUCCAUUUUCUUCGGUAACGCCGUUUAUUUCAGUGGACAAUCAAAUCUCUUUGUCCAUGUUGACCAAUGAGCAAACCUCAAGAGGAUUCGUGGCGGAUUAUCAUAAUGUAUUUCGUGAUGAAGCGUGCCUUCAGAUGACACAACUGACGAACACGAGUGGAUGGUUUUCCAGUCCGAACUUCCCUGCCAACUAUCCUGAUAAUAUUCAGUGCGGCUGGAAUAUUUCAAUCCCUGCAGGGUACAAGAUUUAUCUAAAUUUCCUGGACUUUGAUCUCGAAGAUUGUGUAAGCUCGUGCUCUUGCGACUAUGUUGAGGUUGCUAUCGGCAAAGACUACGCGCAAAAGAAAUGUGGAACAUUACAGCCAGGUGAAUGGAAGGUGAAAAGUCAUUUUGGACGUGAUAUCGUGGUGACGUUUAAAUCUGAUAGUCAUUCAAAUAAGAAGGGAUUUCAAGCAGUUUACACAUUUGUACCUUUAGAAGCAUGGGAGUCUGUUCCUAGUGUUUACUGUCCAUGGUCAGAGUCAUCUACAACAACAACGCCGACAACUGCCAAAGACAGUGAGGAACAAAGUUCACAGACCGCAAAAACAGAUAUAUCCAGCACGGCAGAGGAACCUUCAUCAAAUGGAGGCACCAAUCCACCGACGCUUCACACUCCACGUAACUCGAUAGGAAAGAUGCAAGUGAACAGUUUCUUAUGGUUUCUUACAAAUUUAGCCCUCGUUGUUUUCUCUAGUUGCCUGGAGUGACUUGCCUAUUUCCUCGAGGGUUAAGUUCCGAUUACUGACAUUUGGGACUGUUUCAGCGGUAAUAAAAAAGGACGCCCCGUGAAUGUACUCAAA